Messenger RNA from Pocillopora meandrina, 8596 nucleotides. The record is from the annotation of a GenBank genome assembly. Lineage: Eukaryota; Metazoa; Cnidaria; Anthozoa; Scleractinia; Pocilloporidae.
UUUGUGUGACAGGCUUUCUCGGAAAUAUUUCGCAGUUCCAUUCUUCACUUCGAAUUUGGACAUUCAUAUGAAAUCUGCCAGAGUUUCACCAGUAGUUGUGUUCUACACAGAGACGAUGUUGCAGUCGAAAAAGCGAGUUCAUAUUUUUAACUGUGACAACACAUACGAGCUAGAGCCCGUUGAGAAAUUGCUCGAGGAAACGAAGAAGAAAUUGUCGGAGAAAUUAAGCAUCCAUGUUGAGCCUGUAGAGAAGCAUUCAUUCAGACUUGAUCAAAUGUCUGAAAUGGUCGACAAAAUCCGAACCCAAGAGAUGGAUAUGGCCUUCUUCGUGGUUCAUGCGAGUGAAUCUCGACUCUCGAUCAACGAAGACAACGCUGGAAUUGGUUACGCCAAGAUAUACAGAGCUUUACUACAAGCGACGGGUAAGAAGCGGAAGUAUUUUAGUCACAGUAAUUUUUUCGAACGCAUUUCAUUGCUCUUAAUCACGCAUUUUGGGCAAGCUGGGCUAUCUUCGAGAAUGGUAGUGGCGACUUAGCGCAAACCUUUUCUAUAUUUCCCAAACAAUAGCUCAUUAGACAUGAAACCUCCUAAACAAAAGCUAAUUAGACGUGAAAGCGAAAGUAAAUAAGCAUAGAUUGAGGUCGACGGUUGUUCCCCUUAGUGGCAAAAUGCGAAGACUUGUUUUAUGCAGCUGCGUUAGUCUUAAAUACUCGGAGUGAGUUUGCUGUCUGAAGCUUCUGUUUCGUUUCUUAAGGCGAAGGCUUUUUGGCUAAAGGGGGUUGAUCUUGCCUUUUGAAAUUUCAGUCGCUUAAAGUCUAAAACCAUUCCUCCUCCUCGGUUCGGAAACACGGCAAAUUAUUUGCAUUUUUUAUCUGGAUACAACUCGUUCAAGUUGAGUAAUUAUUGAUAAAGAUAAACUUACAUGUUGUUGCCGGAUUAAACAAAAGAUUUAAACUAACAUUAAAUUUCAGGGAAAAACGAGCAGUAUUGGAAAUAGAGAUUGAUCUAUGCUUAAAAGUUCUGAUGCUUUAUGUAUUGUUGCUUAAGGACUUUUAUGUAUUAUGGCCUAAGGAAUAUUAAAGUUAUUGGCCUGCAAUGAUAAAUGUUAUUCCAAGGAUCAAUUCAUUGAAUAAUAAUUGAGUCUUCCAAAGCUGUCAGGGUAUCUUCAAGAAACUUAAAUAGAUUGGAGAAAGAAUUCAACUCUGACAAAGCAAGCCUCUAGUCAGCAGUUAUCCUUUCAACCGACAAUAGAUUCAAAAUGCCUCUCUUAAGCCACCUGAAACUCCCUUGCCGUUUUAUUGCUCGAUUUUAAGGGACAGUAAAAUAGCUAAGAUUAUUUUUUUUAAUUGUUUACGUAACAGAGGGCGAACCUAAUAUUAGAUUCUUUUUUUUUUGAACAAAGAGAAAAUGUUUUUCUCUCCAUUAUAUGUUGCAUUUUCUUACCCUCUGGUAGAUAUGUUAUGUAUUAAUAGCGUUAAUGCCACGGUUGCAAAAAAAAAAAAAAGGAUGAAAUUUUAAAUAGUGACGAAGAGGUCUGGAAGGCCAAUAAUCAGCAACAAAAUAUUGGAAAUUACAUUUCACAGGAUAAUAUUGUUACGCUUCUUUACAUUUGAAUUUCCUUUGUCUACAGGAGGAGAUGUCGUCAUCGUUAUCGGAGGAGAUGUCAAUUACGAGAGCGACGACGAAGAAAAUCGAGAGGUUAUUUCACGUUGGGCGAAGAGAAAAGUUUCCUCACAAUUCAGCAUAGAGUAUCUUGAUGGAAGAAAGAGCUUCAUCUUUUCCUGGAACAAACAACAUCGAGCAAUUCACGAAGAAGCUCUGCUGCAUCACUUUGAUCCAAACAAGAAAGGACAAAUGUUCCAUCAUCAGUCGCCAUCUACAAACCAACCACCAAUACCAGUACUUCCAUCUCAAGCAAAAUCUCCCGAAUUGAAAAAUCCGCAGAAACCCAAAAGUCCUCCUCGUAAUGAUGAAGCCACUUCUGAAUUGACAACGGUUGAAGAAAGGCAGACUGAUUCACACCGUGGUGGUGACUUUAGCUCUGAGCGCAGCAGAGGCAGGGAGUCGUCGGAUCCUUCUUUUAGUAAUCAGAGAGACGCACAAGGAGAUCUAGAUUAUUCACAAAGGAAUUUUCCAGAAGAAAAAAGUAUCCAUUUUGAAAAUACCCAACAGCUGGUGUGGGCGACACAAUUCUCAGUUAAAUCUCCUCCCACUGUUUUACUGAGAGGUUUCGCUCGUUAUGGAAAGGUACCUGAUCAAAUAGGCGACCUUCAAAUAUGGGACCCCGAGUUUAAAGUUCCCGAUGACAUACAAGAGAGGCUGCUCAAAAAACUCCGCAACACUCCUUUGAUUGGAAUGAUAGUCAUUAAGCGCAGUGAUGGCGAAAUUGAGUGUUAUACUGACCCAAAUUUAAAAGAACUUUCGUUGGACGGGGAAAUACAGCUUGCUGCUGAUGAACAACUCGUAUUGAAAACUCGUGUUCGCAACGGAGAGGUGUCUUUUGAAGAUGUUGCUGUACAGUUUAAGUAUGGAAACGCGUGCAUUCCGCAACACAUUAUCGAUGAUUUCAGAGCUAAAGAUAAAAAACCUAAUGGUGAUCUGUACAUUAUUUCAAAUGGCUCGGAACAUUUUCGAUGUGUAAUAAAAAGUGGAAUUGAUCUUAAAAAAGUGAUAAGAAUAGUCUUGGAAGAUCUAGGUCUUCCAUGUUUAAAUCACUGAUGCUAAGUCAUUGAGUAAUGAUUACGUCAAUCACUGUCUGUUUUGAAGGCAGAACUGAAGACAGUUAGCCGCCUUCUAACAGCUUUCAGGAAGAACUUAUAUAUCUCAAGAAAUAACUUUAGCUUUCAGCAAUCAAUUUGUCUUAUUUAAUUUGUUGUGAAGUUUACAUAUACAAAAAUCAAUCUAAUAUCAGUUAUGAUGACAUUAUUUCAUCACAACGUUAUAUAACUUAUUUUCAUGAACUUUCCUUUUGAAAUGGUUAUCGAAAUCAAUCUUUAUUAGAUGUCAUUUCGCACAAGUACGAUGUUAAGGGUAUUUAGCUUGAUUCAUAUUAUUAUAAAAACUUUCAUCGUGGUUAUUUCAACUUCCUCUGUAAGUGCUUGCGGUGUAGUACAUUGCUACUCAAGGAUUCAAGAACGGUUUUAUUUUAUAAGUUAGAUACCAUUUCUCGUGCACGAGGCACUACAAUUUCUUUGCCUAUAACUUAAUAACCAAAAAAUUGCAGUAAUUCUCUCACCUUACUGAGCAGCAAUGAAAGCUUAUAGCUACGAGACAUACUGUUUGUAGACUUAAAAGCGAAAGUUUUUUGUGUUAUAAGGUCCGGUUUUAUCGAUUGUCGGAAACAGCUGUAUUUCUGUGAGAGAAUAAAUUUUUUAGGACCCAUCAUGGGUUUCUAGUGUUCCAAUCAGUAUAUAUUGUGUGGGGAUUGCGUGACUCAUCUCGAUCAGAUAAGUGACUGGCUUUCUCGGAAACAUUGCGCAAGCAGUCGUCUUCCUCUCUAGGCGAUUUUGAAAAUUCAGACUUAUUCUUCAACGACUAUAGAACUACUACGUUCAAAGCGACAAAAAAAACCAUAGAUAGAAGAUGUCGCAAUUGAGAAAGCGAGUUCACCUUUUUAACUGUGAUAAUACGUACAAGCUAGAGCCUGUCGAGAAAUUGCUUGACCAAUUCAGCAUCCAUGUUGAGAAGCACUCGUUCAGACUCCCCGAAAUGUCUGAAAUGAUAGAAAAAAUUCCAACCUUAGAGAUGGAUAUGGCCUUUUUCGUGGUUCAUGCGCAUGAAUCUCGACUCUCGAUCAACGAAGACAACGCUGGAAUUGGUUACGCCAAGAUAUACAGAGCUUUACUAAAGGCGACGGGUAAGAAGCGGAAGUAUUUUACUCAGUUAUCUUUUCGAACGCAUUUCAUUGCUCUUAAUCGCGGAUUUUUGGGCAAGCUGGGCUAUCUUUGAGAAAUGGAGUGGGGACUUAGUGCAAACCUUUUCUAUAUUUCCUAAACAAUAGCUCGUUAGACAUCAGACGUGAAAGCGAAAGUAAAUAAUCACUCCUCGAAGUGGCAAAAUGUGAAGACUUGUUUUAUGCAGCUGAGUCAGAGUCAUGAACACUCAGAGUGAGUUUGCUAUUUGAAUUUUCUGUUUUGUUCUCUAAGGCGAAGGCUUUUCUGCCAAAGGUGGUUGAUCUUGCCUUUUGAAAUUUCAGUAGCUUUAAGUCUAUAACCAUUCCUCCUCCUUGGUCCGGAAAUAGGUAAAUUAUUUGCAUUUUUUAUCUGGAUACAACACGUUCAAGUUGAGUAAAUACUGAUGAAGAUAAACGUACAUGUUGCUGCCGGAUUAAACGUAUUAUUUAAACUCACAUUAACUUUCGUUAAAACACAUUUAAUAUUGCUCGAUAACGCUUCUUCUGGCACCUAAAGUUCUCUUUAGGAAAGGCAGUGGUAACUUUGUAAAAUUUUAGUAAAAAAGCGAUGUACUAUAGUGUUCCACAACAAAAGCCCAUUAGACACCCAAUCUUGAAAGCGAAAGUAGAUUAUCAUAAAUUGAUAGCUUCUGUUAAAUCACGUUCGACGGCAACCCUGUAGAGUGGCUAACAGCGAACAAUUGUUUUAUGUAACGGCGUCAGGGCAAUAAUCAAGUUUGUUUUUAUUAGCUGUCCGACCUUUCUGAUCCAGGCGGUGUGCGCACUCUGAUUGCGUUGCAUCAUGAUCGUAAAACGAAAAGUGAAAAAAGUCAUUUACAUCCUGUCGCGGUCGAGUGAGCAUCUUUGGUGGCAGCAAGAUAGCGUGAAUAAUCGUGGAAUGUAACGAGGAUUCACUUUCUGUUGCAGUUCCUUCGAAAGUUAAAAAGUGUUUUCAGGCCUGCGCGACUCCUGUUACUCCUCCGUGACAAAUUCGUUGCUGGGAGGCAACUGAAGAGAUUCAGAAAGAAUCGAAACUGCAGCCUUGCCCACUAAUCUAUUCAUUUGGCAGCAGUCACACUCACAGCCGAUGGCUGGGUGAACAAUAUCAAAUUCGCGAGUUAUUUAACAGGGAAUCGACGCUUGACAUGCAAACGAAUUACAGAGAUAGCGACCUUCUAGUACACGAACUAUUUUUCAUGUCAUGUACUUAAGGUGUAAAUAUGGAAUUCGCGAAAGGAGAAGCCAAAAUUCGUCACGCUUAACGUUUAAUAAAAAACGUGCAGAUUUUCAAAUAUGCUUAAAAGAAUAGAGAAUACUCAGAAUAAGGUUAUGAAAACAGUAUCUCUGAAGUUAUCUUCUGUGGGAGAGACAGUAUGAAAAUAUUACCUUUUGUAACACGAUCUCAUCCGGCUUUGCCAAACCUCAAGAACAUACAGACAGGGAAAUGACAGGAAACUAACCCUUAUCAUCACAUCGCAAAGGAAAGUCAUUAAAAGCUAUCUUUAUAACAGCUAAGUUUUCAGGUCAGAAGAUUUAAAAGCGCAAGCGAAUGGCAGGAGUCGCAGAAGCCUAUCAACACCUUUUAACGAUCGACUGCCUUAUGCUUUCCGGCUUACCCGGCGUGUCGCCGUGUGUAAUAUAGAGUUUUUCAGUGAUGAAAUGACAUUGUUCCAAUUCAACUGUCCUUCGUUCAAUGAUCCAGAAAGUAGAUUUACCAUACAACACUCGCGACUAGCUAAUUUGCUUUUACUUUGGAAAGUAGAUUUACAACACAAUUGAGUAUACAAUAGUAACGCUGUGUAACGCAACAAUAGGCCUUUUCUCGGGCUUAGGGUAAAAUAUAGACUGGACUAUUUUUGAAGCAUUUUUGGACCAUUUUUGGAUUUUUUAUAAGGGGGGAGCACAUUAUUAGUACUCAGAGAUGCAGUCUAUCAGCUCUGAGGGAGGGGUGGGAGGCACGGUGUUACUGAGGGAGGGGUGAGAGACGGACUAUUACUACGCAGGGAACAGUGUAAACACUACUGGUUAAUGGAGCUUUCACUCGAUCGUACAAAUUAUUUUAAUCAGUUUUUCGACUGACUUUUUGUGCGUGUGCCUGUAAGGUUGACUUGUGCCAGUGCUAAAUGAUACUCACGGGUUAGCAUGACUACGUUUUGCCGACGGAGAAUAUCUGCAUGCAACAGUAGCCACCAUAGUUCCACUUCGCAGGUUUUGUGGGUUUUUACGCAAGAAGUGAUUAGCAGCGUCCAGGGCAAAUUGGAAAACAAGCCUAGGGGAGACGCGAGCAAUACUUAGUCGCGAUUUCCGGUGCCGGUGAUUAACUCCUUUGUUUGCGAAACAGAUAAAAUCGAGAUUUGCGCUUUCUCAUAUUGCAAGUACAGCAGUGUUUUUGCUCGACUCGAGAAUAUGGAUUCCUCUUCGAAAUCGUUUCCUGAGGCUUUUAUAAAGUAAAGUUUUAAACGUUAAAAUUGCGAUAGUGCCUGUGAAUUCUAUAUGCCGCCAAGUCAAGGGCUAAGGACCGGAAAUUCCGUGAUCUCGUCUGAUAAGAGCAAUGACAAAAGGAUGAUAGAUAAAUUUAGUAAUUAAAUACUGUGCGCACAAAGGGAAACUUGAAGGAACUGAUGGUGCACAAGUCGACUCAAAAGGCACACGCAUAACUCAACAGUGGAGGAUCGUAAACGCGAUAUUUUCAACAAAAAUUGAAGUCCAGUGUUUACGAGGCAGUUUCGCUUUCGCGUGACAGAAAAAUGAAGAAACGCCGCGGCCCAACGCAUACAGAAAGUCAGUUGAAAAACCUAUUAAAGUAAUUUGUAUGAUCGAGUAAAAGCUCCAUUAACCAGUAGUGUUUACUAUUACCAUCACCUCCCAGCCCUCCCUGCAUAGUAAUAGUCCGUCUCUCACCCCUCCCUGAGUAAUAACACUCUACCUCCCACUCCUCCCUCAGUACUGAUAGACUUCAUCCUACCUCUUCCUGAGUACUAAUGGUGUGCUUCCCCCCUUCUAAAUUUCUCCAAAUAAUUGUCCAAAAACUGGUCCAAAAAAUGGUCCAAAAAAAAAAUACAGUCCAUAUUUUACCCUAUGCCCUUUUCUCGGUCAUAAUCGGUCUCACUUAAAAUGCGAGAAACGCAUGUACCGUUAGAGAGUGUUUGAGAGCGUUUGGUCAGUGCUGUUGAAGCGGCCAUCCAAAUCUUCGAAAGGCUCCAAACUUCGAAAUACAUCAAAUUUGAUAUUCUCGAAAACUGGUCUCAUAUUACAUACUAAAAAAACGGUGCUUACGUUUGUCCUUGAGAACCAUAGAAUACGCAACAAAUACGCACAAAAAAUACUUUAUACAUUCUCAAUAAAUAAAAUUAUAUUUACCAAUGGUGAAAGGGAAAAGGAACGGCCUAACUUCUACGAAGUGUUCAGUCAAAAUCUGCCGAUUUCUCUCGCUUUCAUCGUCAUAUUGAAAAUGGAGCUACCAAAAUGCAACGCAAUCGGCGUGCGCACACCGCCUGUUUCUGAUCCUUCUUCGACUCUUAGGGUUGAGACUACUCCUUAUGACAGAGAAGAACCUUUGCUUUUUCUAAGCUCAGUUUAGAGGGAUAAUCAUGUAUACAUGUUUUGUAAUUUCAGAAGCUGAAACUCAAAGAGCAUAGUCCCUUUCCCGGCUCCGCCCGAAAGUUUAUGAAAAAGCCAUAGGGCCCGGGAAUCGGGAUGCCGCUCGUUCAAGUUAGGUAUAUCCCAUAAGUAUAUUGAAAAUUUCUAUUACACGUUACUCUCGGCGAGAACAUGAAAAUGAUCCGACACUAACCGUAAGGAAAGUAUGAGACGAAUUGAAACGAGAAACGUAUCUAAGAAUUAUUUUGCUGAGGCUGAGGUAAUAUUGAAUAUAUUAUCUAACAAGACUGGAUGAUAUUCAAAAGAAAAAAAAAUUCAACCAUAACAAUCAAAUCAGCAAGAGUUCUCAUUGGAUAUUUUGAGCUUUCAAAACAUAUUUCUUCAGAAAAUUUGCUUUUGACAGGAUGAAACAGUCAAUUGUUUACCUUUGCAAAUGAUACUAAUUACCAGCAGUUAUCUAUAACAACCAAAAUGGGGUCAAAUGCGUCGUUUUUAAACAUAUGAAAUCCAUUUGAACAAACACUUGAUGACAGGUAAAUUGAAAUCAAUUAUAUGUAUUUACUGUUUCAGGAAAACAUGAUGUGCUCUUGACUUUAUGUUAAAUUUUAUCUUCCUUUUAGUAAAUAAGUGAUGUUUAGCUUUAUGUUCACGAGUGCAAGAAAAUGUACGAAAAUCGAUUCCGAAAAGGUCUGCAAGGCCCUGGCGUGACGCAAACUGAUCGAACGUUUCAUGUAUGCACAUUCUACGCAGGUAGCAGCUUCCUGUCGACAUGUUGAUUGCGCCUAGUCAAUCAAGGAUAUUCUUCCAUAUGUAAAAUCUGGUCACCAGAAGUGUGUAAUAACUCUGCACUUAUUUACAUUUUCAUCUGCUCGAUCCACAGGAGGAGAUGUUAUCACCGUCAUCGGGGGAGAUGAUAACUACAAAGACGACAAGGAAGAGAAUGGAGAUGUUAUUUCAAGUUGGGCGAAGAGGAAAGUCUCUUCACAGUUCGGCAGUGAGUAUCUUGAUGGUAGGAAGAGCUUUAUCUUCUCCUGGAACAAACAACAUCGAGCGGUUCACGAACAAGCUUUACUGCAUCACUUUGAUACAAACAAGAAAGGAUAA